This is a messenger RNA of Jatropha curcas, 3071 nucleotides long. RefSeq names its product exoribonuclease 4 (gene XRN4). The record is from RefSeq and is a predicted model, not a curated record. Lineage: Eukaryota; Viridiplantae; Streptophyta; Magnoliopsida; Malpighiales; Euphorbiaceae. Gene Ontology annotation, molecular function: zinc ion binding; RNA binding; 5'-3' RNA exonuclease activity. Gene Ontology annotation, cellular component: nucleus. Gene Ontology annotation, biological process: nuclear-transcribed mRNA catabolic process.
UUCACGGUUUCACCAACCGAAAGGGCAUUCUCGUCCAUAUAAUUUUUCCACGUGCCAACGCCGCCUAACGCAGAUCUCGAAUUCUGUCUCGCUCGCUUCCUCUCCCAUCUCCUUGACUUGACGAGAUCGUUCCCCAUCGAACCAGACUAUACCAGACCAAACCAGGACCAGUCAUGGGCGUGCCGGCGUUUUACAGGUGGCUCGCAGACCGGUAUCCACUAGCCAUUGUCGAUGUAGUUGAAGAAGAACCUAAAGAAGAUGCCAAUGGCGUCUCUAUCCCUAUUGAUGUCUCAAGACCUAACCCUAACGGCGUUGAGUUCGAUAACUUGUAUUUGGAUAUGAAUGGUAUAAUUCAUCCUUGUUUCCAUCCAGAAGGGAAGCCUGCGCCUCCAACUUAUGAUGUUGUCUUCAAAUCAAUAUUUGAUUAUAUUGACCAUAUUUUCUCAUUGGUUCGCCCGAGGAAGCUUCUAUACUUAGCAAUUGAUGGGGUUGCACCUAGAGCUAAAAUGAAUCAGCAACGGUCUCGACGCUUUAGAGCGGCAAAAGAUGCUGCUGAAGCAGAAGCUGAGGAAGAAAGAUUGAGAAAAGAAUUUGAGGCGGAGGGGAAGCUCUUAUCUGCUAAAGAAAAACCUGAAACAUCUGACUCUAAUGUCAUCACUCCUGGCACUCAAUUUAUGGCAGUGCUAUCAGCUGCACUUCAAUAUUAUAUUCAGAUGAGAUUAAACCACAACCCAGGCUGGCGGUAUACGAAGGUUAUUCUUUCUGAUGCGAAUGUUCCUGGUGAGGGAGAGCACAAAAUCAUGACAUAUAUAAGAUUACAACGUAAUAUUCCCGGUUUCAAUCCAAACACACGGCAUUGUCUAUAUGGUCUGGAUGCAGAUUUGAUUAUGCUGUCUUUAGCAACACAUGAAAUUCAUUUUUCAAUAUUGAGAGAGAUGGUCACGUUUCCUGGGCAACAAGAGAAGUGUUUUAGCUGUGGUCAAACUGGCCAUCUUGCAGCUGAGUGUCAUGCUAAGCAAGGAGAUAAUGCUUUGGAUUGGAAUGUAGUGGAUGAUAGCCCAAUUCACAAGAAGAAAUAUCAGUUCCUUAACAUCUGGGUGUUGCGAGAGUAUUUGCAAUAUGAGUUGGCAAUUCCAAGUCCUCCAUUUGAGAUAAACUUUGAACGGAUAGUGGAUGACUUUGUGUUUAUGUGUUUCUUUGUUGGCAAUGACUUUCUUCCCCACAUGCCAACGUUGGAAAUCAGGGAGGGUGCUAUAAAUUUGUUGAUGCAUGUAUACAGAAAAGAGUUCUCUGCGAUGGGUGGUUAUCUUACUGAUGCGGGUGAGGUUAAUCUAGAUAAGGUAGAACAUUUUAUCCAGUCAGUUGCGAUUUAUGAAGAACAAAUCUUUCAGAAAAGGACUCGUAUACAGCAGGCAUUGGAAAAUUAUGAGGAGAUGAAAAUCAAAGCAAGAAAGGAGUCCUCUGAAGAGAUACCAGCACCAGUUGCAGAUAAGGUUAAAUUAGGGGAACCUGGUUACAAAGAAAGAUAUUAUGCUGAGAAAUUUGAGUUAUCAAAGCCAGAUGAAAUUGAUAGAGUUAGAGAAGAUGUUAUUUUGAACUACGUGGAGGGUUUGUGUUGGGUCUGCCACUAUUACUACCAGGGUGUUCGCUCUUGGCGAUGGUUUUAUCCGUACCAUUAUGCUCCAUUUGCCUCUGAUCUCAAGGGCCUUACUGACCUGGAAAUAACUUUCUUUCCGGGAGAGCCGUUUAAACCCUUUGAUCAGCUAAUGGGAACCCUACCAGCUGCCAGUUCUAAUGCUUUGCCGGAAGAAUACAGGAAAUUGAUGACUGAUCCAUCAUCACCAAUAUAUAAAUUUUUCCCCUCAGAUUUUGAGAUUGACAUGAAUGGCAAACGCUUUUCUUGGCAGGGUGUUGCCAAAUUGCCAUUCAUUGAUGAGCGGAAAUUACUUUCCCAGACCAAGAAACUAGAAAGCUCUUUAACGGAAGAAGAGAGAGUCCGAAAUAGCAAGAUGCAUGAUUUGCUAUAUGUCCAUCUUGCUCAUCCUCUGGCGGCAAAAAUCACAGCAUACUAUCAGGCUAACAUUUUGUUACGCCCUUUUGAAAGAUUUUGUUGGGAAAUAGACACAAAUGCCAGUUCUGGGAUGAAUGGAUAUCUUUGGUUAGACGAGAGGAAUGUCUGGAGAAGUGUGGUCCCUUCCCCUGUCAAUGGGCUGCCAGACAUAGUGCAUAACCAAGUUUUAAACAUCACAUAUCUUGCUCCUAAAGAUCAUAUACACAUCCCUGAACUUCCCAGUGGCGUGGUCAUGCCUGAAAAGAUCUUGAAACCUUUAGAUGUUAAGCCAUUCCCCACAUUAUGGCAUGAAGAUAAUAGUGGUCGGCGCUACCAAGGUCGAGACAGGCCGCAAGUACCUGGAGCAAUAGCAGGUCCUUUAUUGGGAGAGGCAGCUCACCGUCUUGUAAAGACCACGCUUAAUAUCAGAUCAGGUGGUUCAUCUUCUAGAUUUUCUGAGCAAGUGCCAUAUCGUAAUAUCCCUGGAAAUCAUACGUUCAACAGAACUAGGCCAGCUGGACAUUAUUCUGGUCAAGAAAAGGGCUACAUUGAUGACCCGAACUUUUAUUAUGGGCAUCACAAUAACCAGCAAGGCCUAAUAAGUAAUACUAGAUUUCCUCCAUUGUCAAAUGGUGUGACAGGGAAUCGGAACAACUUUAGGAAUCAGGAGAGAGCACAAUACCCUGAACAGUACCGAGACUUGAGGACUGGAAUAUCUGCAUUGACUGUAGAAGAAAAUAAUAGAAGGCCACCUGUAGUUGUGAUGCAGCGCAUGCCAACAUCAGGAUAUGGAUCAAAUUUGCCCAACCAGUUCGAGCAGAACUUGGGUCCACUUCCAUCACCACCCACUAAUUGGAUUGGUAAGGGAGCAGGAGACGCUGAUAUGUACUUUCGACAAGAAGCAGUGCAAAGGAGUGCUAAUGAGAAGCAAGUGAAGCAGGUUUAUCAGAUUAAGACACGGGCAGCACAAGAAACAUCACAUCUAGUCACUCGAGAAGCAUCUGAUCUAAACCAGCAAUAA